Scleropages formosus (Asian bonytongue) is the source of this 3818-nucleotide messenger RNA. It is a transcript of the gene ythdf3, whose product is annotated as YTH N6-methyladenosine RNA binding protein F3. The record is from RefSeq and is a predicted model, not a curated record. Gene Ontology annotation, cellular component: cytoplasm. The transcript is spliced from 5 exons. Lineage: Eukaryota; Metazoa; Chordata; Actinopteri; Osteoglossiformes; Osteoglossidae. The coding region runs from base 371 to 2185 and encodes 604 amino acids. Gene Ontology annotation, molecular function: N6-methyladenosine-containing RNA reader activity; mRNA binding. Gene Ontology annotation, biological process: mRNA destabilization.
GCGAGCCCGUCCGCCAUUGUGGAAACGGGUCGGAGUCACAGUGUUUUAGCGAGACCCCCCCCUCCUCCCCCUUGAGGAAACACUUUUCCAGAGAGCGCGAGGGCGACCAAGCAGCAGGGAGAAAAACGGCAGAGCGGCGAGCCGUGCAGUUGAUAAGCGUGUCGGUCCGAGGAGGAAACUGAUACUUUUUUUUUUUGUCUUCUGGGGAAAAAAGGAGGAAGAAAAAAUCCCGUCGUAGUGAGACUGAAUAAGCCGAGUCGGAGUGUGAGGGGAAGAAGCAGCGGAGAGAGAGCAGAGCGCGAGGGACACGGACUGAGGACCGAGAGAGGAGAGCGAGCCCGCGGACCGUUAGGAACUCGUCAGCCGGACGAUGUCUGCCACCACUGUCGAUCAGAGACCCAAAGGACAAGGAAACAAAGUUCAGAACGGUUCAAUGCAUCAGAAGGAUGCUGUAAACGAUGAUGAUUUUGAGCCUUAUCUAAGCAGCCAGACAAAUCAGAGUAACAGCUACCCACCAAUGUCGGACCCCUACAUGCCUGGUUACUAUGCUCCAUCCAUUGGAUUCCCGUACUCAUUGGGUGAAGCAGCCUGGUCCACUGGGGGUGACCCCCCAAUACCAUACCUAACCACCUAUGGACAGAUGAGUAAUGGUGAGCACCAUUUCAUCGCAGACGGUGUGUUUGGCCAGCCAGGGGCGCUGGGCAACACCCCGCCCUUUCUCAGCCAACAUGGCUUCAACUUCUUCCCCGGCAAUGCGGACUUCUCCACCUGGGGUACAAGCGGCUCGCAAGGCCAGUCCACGCAGAGCUCUGCCUACAGCAGCAGCUACGGCUAUGCUCCCAGCUCCCUGGGGCGGGCCAUCGCUGACGGCCAGGCGGGCUUCGGCAGCGACACGACGCUUAGCAAAGUUCCGGGACUCAGCAGCCUUGAACAGGGCAUGGCCGGCCUCAAGCUCGGUUCUGACAUGGCGGCAGCAACAAAAACGGUGGGCUCGCCACUGGGGGGUGCGGCUGGCAUGAACAGCAUGGCUGCCAGCAGCAUGCCUCCUGUCAGCUCCUCUGCCCCCAAACCCACCUCAUGGGCUGCCAUUGCCCGGAAGCCUGCCAAGCCCCAGCCCAAGCUGAAACCCAAGGCCAACAUGAGUGUGGGUGUAACUGGUGCUGCUGUGCCCCCGCCCCCCAUCAAACACAACAUGAACAUUGGCACCUGGGAUGACAAGGGGUCUAUCGCGAAGCCACCCUUGGCACAGCACAUGCUUCCCCCCCAGCCUCUGGUGCAGCAGCAACUCUUGGCUCAAGCCCCGCCCCUGAUGCCAAGCCCCUUGCCUCCGCAGCCGCCGCACCAACAAAUGCAGCUGCAGUCUGCCCAGCCUCCUCCACAGCUCCCUCCAGGCCCUGCCCACCCUCAUCAGCAGCACCCUGCCCAGCCUGGUCCACCGCAGCCCCUCCCUCCUCCCCAGCAACAGCAACCUGUGCCCCCCCAAAACCGGUGGGUGGCGCCUCGUAACAGGGGUGCCAGCUUCAACCAGGGUGGUGGGGCAGAGAAUUUUGGCUUGGGGACGGGUGUUCCUGUGGGUGCCCCGCCCUCCUCGGCUGAGGUUCACCCUGUGCUGGAGAAGCUGAAGGCCAUCAACAACUACAACCCCAAAGACUUCGACUGGAGCCUGAAAAACGGUCGCGUGUUCAUCAUCAAGAGCUACUCGGAGGACGACAUCCACCGUUCCAUCAAGUACUCCAUCUGGUGCAGCACGGAGCACGGUAACAAGCGGCUGGACGCAGCCUACCGCUCGCUGGGCUCCAAGGGUCCCCUCUACCUGCUGUUCAGCGUCAACGGGAGUGGCCACUUCUGCGGUGUGGCCGAGAUGAAGUCGCCAGUGGACUACAACGCCUACGCAGGCGUGUGGUCGCAGGACAAGUGGAAGGGCAAGUUCGAGGUGAAGUGGGUCUUCGUGAAGGACGUGCCCAACAACCAACUCCGGCACAUCCGCCUGGAGAACAAUGACAACAAGCCGGUCACCAACUCCCGGGACACUCAAGAGGUGCCCCUAGAAAAGGCAAAGCAAGUGCUUAAAAUUAUCGCCACUUUCAAGCACACCACCUCAAUCUUUGAUGACUUUGCACAUUACGAGAAGCGCCAGGAAGAGGAGGAAGCCAUGCGUCGGGAGCGGAAUAGAAACAAACAGUAACCUUAUGGAGAUGUCCCUGCUAGAACUGCAACACUAAUUAUGUAGACCCUUAAACAAUUGCGUAACUUGGACGAAGAAGAGGUUCCGAGAAUGUUUUCUGCCGUAUAUGACAUCUCAGAACCCUUAACACGACAAUGAAGUCUUCUGUAUUUUUUUUUUUUUCUUUCUUUUUUGGGUGCAUCUGCCCGCGUACUCCUGUCUCACAAAGAAAAGUGAAAAUGAACACAGAACUGUAUCUUUAAGCACUUUCAGUCCUUCUCAAAGCUUCUACCAAUACCCCUUAACUUUCUCUGGACUUUUUUUUGUUAUUAACUGACUAACCAGUAUAGUUGGUUGUAAAGAUUUCACACAAGACUUGUUUGUAGCUUUUUUUUGAAUUCCUCCAAAUUUUGGAAUUUUCAGCUGAGAUGAAUUAAUUUAUAUAUAAAAUGAUAAAUAUAUAUAAAUUAAUAAGUUCAAACUUGAAUCUGUGUUAAGCUGCCAGAUUCUCAAAUGGAAGUCCUAUAAUUAGAAGACAGGAUAUGCGUCUGGCCUGGUCAAACUGAAGCAGGAAUAAUCAUGCGAUUUGUGGUAGACUGCCGUUUCACUUGUUUCAACAUCUGUUUUGUGUACCAAAAGAUGAUUAUAUGCAGCAUGGUGGGUGACACCAGUUAAUGCACACAUUUUGUUUUUACUGUAAUAAUAAUGUUAUACAAAAGUGCAUUUGUCUAAUUUGGAGAAAUUUGUUCAGUGCUAUCCAGUUAUCGAACCAUCCUGAACUAUGAAGUUAACGUACCUCAGUCUAAACCAGACUUCUUAAGACCUCUGUAACCGUAUUAUUUACGAUAGAACAUCCUGCCUCUGGGGGACUCACCCAAAGCAGAUAACUAUCAUGGAAGUGACAAUUUUCUCCUCUAGGUGAUUCACUAGCUAAAUAAACAUGAUACUUGUUUAGCGAUCUCACGUUUUGGGUUUUUACUUCCCGUUGAUUUAGUGCCGUUUUCGGCUGUGUGGUUUGUCGAUAAAUUCAUUUGCGUCCCUUGUCUGCAUGGAAACUGUUAAAGGGGAAAGAUUUUUGGGAACGUUUCGGUAGUGUGUCAUGCCUUCCGCCUGAUCGGUGCUCUUGAAGCAGCCGCACCUCUGCUCAUGCCACAGUGAUGCUCAUGUUCACUCGUUUGUCUGCUGGUGUAGACCACAAGAAUCUACGCGCUGAAUGUCUUGUUUAAAACAUCUGCUAGUAAUAUACCAUAAUUGAGUCCUGUGGCAUUUCUUGUUACCUAUAAACCACUUCACUGCCCCUGUAGGUUCUACUUUUUUUUUUUUUUUUUUUUUUUUGUGUGAAAGAGUAUGGGUAUGUACAAACACCAUCAACUCCAUAAAUUCUGAGAACACAUUCUAAUUCCAAACAGUUCAAUUUGCAGCGCACAGCAAUCUAGUUAUAGCAUGAAGGGACAGAGGAAGAGGUCUUGCUGACACCACUUAUGUUUUGGUUUCUUUUUUCUUUUGUUUUGUUACAAAUGAGGCCAUGUUUAUAUGGGUUACUGAAAAAUCAAUGCAUAUUGAUGUAAUGCUGAUGCAAUGCUCAUUAUAGUUUGAUGUGAUCAAGACUUAUCAAAAAUAAAAAUAAUGAAAAGAUUUUUGGAAACUUUCUGCA